GGAUUCCGUUGUCAGCGGUUUUUGCUAACGCACGUGCCGGGCUUAAAUUCUCGACUUUGUGUGGUUUCUCCUGCUAAUAAUCACUGAGGAUUGAAUAUUUGUGUUGGUUGUGGGUUAAUAACCACUUAAGGCAGAUCUACAUUCGAUCCUCAUCUGAUCUACCCAGCUGAUUGCUCACUGGCCAAUUGUCUUCAUAAAGCGCGUGCCUUCUUAAACCUUGACGUUGGCGGAAUCAUCGACAACAUCGAUGGAGCCAUAACGCUUAAAGAUUGAUGUAUUUAUUUAUUUACUAAUUUUACUAUAGAUUUGGAAAUGAGAGUUGUAAACAAAUUGUAAACGAGUACAGUACAUCGAUUCUUCUGUAGCAACCUCGUCUGUGACGUAGCGGAGUACCUUCAGGAAUAUCGUCUGGUGCUUCGAUUUGUCGCAAGUCGCAAACCAGCUUGCGUGGGAAACAUGAAUAAAAUUGUAUAAUUUUGGUAUAACUAACUGAAUAAUCUUACCGGCCUGAAAUCACUAAAAAAACACAACGGAUGACUUGGCAGUUUGGCGUAGAGCUUUAGCCUGCCCAGAUAUAAAUAUCAGAAUGAAAAUCAAAAUAUUCAUUCGGAAUAAACUUGGAACUGGAAAUAACUCUAGUUAACUACAAGUAUAAUAGAUAAAAUUGAAAUGUUUACAAUGGAAAAUCUUUAUUGAAAAUACAUUAACAAUUUUUACAAGAAUAAGAACAUUAAGAUGCUAGGACACUGAGAAUAUAUCAAAAUAAGACAAUUUCAAGCUCUUUAUGCAUGAUGGAGUCUCGGGGAACAAUCAGGAGUCUACAAAUGCAAGAAGAGCUGUCGGAGAGUCUCAGUGACUCCACGCCAGAGUUGCGGCCAAGUGAUUUAGUGUUCACGGACCACAUGUGCAUCAAAGUUGAAGCCGAGUUCGUAGGGAAUGAUGACGAGUCGGACCAAGCGGGUACAAAUGAGACAGUUCCCUGCAAGAAUGAGACAGCUUGUGAAACUGACACAUUAGGAGACAAAGAAACGCAAGAGAAACAAUGUCCUCUCAAGACUAAAAGCCCUGCAAUUCCGAAAAAAGCUUACCAAUGUGAAACAUGUCAGAAAAACUUCUGCUCUUCAAGAGACCUGAAGACGCACCAACGGAUACACACUGGUGAAAAACCAUAUACGUGUAACGUAUGCCACAAAACGUUUGCUCACAGAAACUCUUUAAAACUGCAUAUGAGCCAUCACACCGGUGACAAACCUUACUCUUGUAGUGUUUGCGACAAACGGUUCGCCCUAUCGUGUCAUCUGAAGAGGCAUGAACGCCGUCACUCAGAUGACAGACCUUUUUCUUGCAAAAUCUGUGAUAAUAAAUUCACGAAUGCGAAUUCUCUUAAAUCUCAUGAAAGGAUACACUCAGGUGAAAGACCUUAUGUAUGUGGAAUAUGUCAAAAACGUUUCACACAGUCGAGCGCGUUGAAUCUGCACAAGAAAAACAUCCACGAUACAGAAUCGCACCACUGUGAUAAGUGUAUAAGAAAGUUUGCGCACUUAGAUGAGUUGAAAGAACAUCAAAAAGUCCAUACAGAUGAAAAGAGGUUUUCCUGUGACAUUUGCAAAAAGAAAUUUAAGCAAUUAUGCCAGUUAAACAACCAUAUUCGGAGUCACACGGGUGAGAAACCUUAUGAUUGUGAAACGUGUGGUAGAAGUUUCGCUCGUGUACUCUAUUUGAAGAAACAUGAAGAACGAGUACACAUCGAAGCAAAACCGUUUUGCUGUAAAGUAUGUAAAAUGUUGUUUUCGAAUUCGGGCAAUUUGAAGAAACAUGAACGCGUACAUACGGGUGACAAGCCGUAAUUGUGCGAAUUGUGUAGCAAAGUGUUUUCAGCUUCGGGCAGCUUGAAGCAUCAUAAACGAACUCGCACAAGAAAAGUACAUGUUGAUUAAAGGUGUUUUUUUUUAUAUUAUUUUUGACUUACUGCGGUAUUGGAAUGGCGUGACUUGCUGUAAAUCUGUUUAGAAUUGUAGUCGCCAUUUGCUUUAAGGUGGCUCGCCUAGGUUACCCGAAGCUCAGGCUGCGUUAGAUGGCGUUAAUCUGCAAAUUACCGGUCUUAUUUUUUUUGUGGAGUCGUACAGGCAUUUAUAUACUUUCAAUUAUGCUUCGCGAACAUUUAAUAUUAAAAUUGACGUAUUACAACAUACAUUCAACUUUUCAUUGUAACGUAAAUCCCCUUAGGCACUGGUCCCACGGCGAGCUAGUAAAGCGAUGAGCUAUCGGCUAUUUAUGCGACACAAGAUAGUCGUUGCCGUGUAAACAAAAGAAAGAGA
Leguminivora glycinivorella is the source of this 2318-nucleotide messenger RNA. RefSeq names its product zinc finger protein ZFP2-like. Gene Ontology annotation, cellular component: nucleus. The record is from RefSeq and is a predicted model, not a curated record. The coding region runs from base 789 to 1847 and encodes 352 amino acids. Lineage: Eukaryota; Metazoa; Arthropoda; Insecta; Lepidoptera; Tortricidae. The transcript is spliced from 4 exons.